This is a messenger RNA of Setaria italica (foxtail millet), 4393 nucleotides long. Its product is annotated as diacylglycerol kinase 1. Gene Ontology annotation, molecular function: ATP-dependent diacylglycerol kinase activity. Bases 1752 to 3980 code for a protein of 742 amino acids. NCBI's taxonomy places the organism in Eukaryota, Viridiplantae, Streptophyta, Magnoliopsida, Poales, Poaceae. The transcript has 7 exons. The record is from RefSeq and is a predicted model, not a curated record.
AAGACGCAACGUUACGGAGGGAGGGAGCAGACUGCGCGGCGGGGACGACCGCCGGCGGUGGGGCGGAGAGAGAGAGAGAGAGAGGCGCCAUUUCCUCCUGGUUUCGUUGUGUGAGUUGGGGAUGGUUCUGACCUCUCUGUUUGCUCAUUUCUAUUCCAUUGAUUUCUGUGCUCGAUUUGGCCGACCUUGUUGCUCCCCCCGCUCCCUCUUUCUGCUUUUUUAGUCUUCGCGUACAGAAUUUAGCUUCGAAUUUAGCCGACAUAACUACUCCCCAAGCCAAAUUUUAAUAGACACGUCCACUAAAAUGCCUUGAUUUUUCCUUUUCUGGGAGAACCGUCCUAUAUAUUUUAGUAUUUCAUCACUAUGCACUUCCAACAAUAGACUCGAGACGAGUAUCUCAUCUUCGUAUGCUUUUGAUGAGCUGUUGCCAUCUGCAUCCUACUCAGCCUAACUGAUAUGUGCAAACAGAUCAAUAUUGUGCUGUUAAUGGCCACGAACGCAAGGUUGUUUGUUUGAUAUAGUUUUCAACAAUCUUCUAUGUUCAUGGCUGUGGAUUAAAAUGACUAUAUAACUGCAUGAGCACACUUGGAUGCGUAUUAUCUGUUUUCCAAGCAUAUGAAAUAUGGCUAUUUCUAAUUUACUAUGACUGUGGCUCAUAGGCGAUAGUUGUCAAUUCAAUAGGCUGGCUAUCGCGGUGAAUGUGAUUUUAGUCGAUCCUCGAAUCCUCGAUGGAAGUUGGUUCAAACCUGAAACCUACUGCAUAUGUCUUAAAUGCAAUUUCACGGUCAAGCAAAUGGCAGGAGCUAAGCCGGGCCUCAGUGUAGUUGUUUUGUAUGAAAUUGGUCCAUUUCAAUUUUUAACCAACCUCAGGUGCAACUGAACCAUUUUUUUUACGGAAGCCCUGCAGUUGAUCCACCUGCAGGAACAUACUGCUAAAAUCUUGAUUUUUCUUUUCCAAAAGAGGAAGGAUUUUCUCAAUAGACUUCUCAAGUUUAAUAAACAAGCGGCACUCAGUGACAUGGUAAAAGAGUUCCAGUUUUCGCAAAUCAACCAGUUAGAACACAAAGAAAAUGUUGCAUCUGGAUAUUUGAGAACUUAAAUAGGAAAACAGUCCUGCAACUAUAUGUGCGGUAAUUUGUUCUUUAGACCUGCCAGUCUUGAUACUGAUAAAAAAUGCAAUCAUCAGAAAGAUGUCUCAUCAGCCACGAAACAUGUUCAGCAACGGCACUUGGUUUACAAAUUUCUAUUUGUUCAGUUGAGUUAUGCAUUUGUUCGGUAUCUUUCCUUAUGCACCCAGCGGAUAUGUUCUGAUGUAUUUUGGUUGCAACUUAUGUUUGUAGUGAAAUAUUGCAACUAUUGUGUAUUUAAAAUUUCCUAGAAAGCUCUACUGAAUUUCAGUUUAUGUAUUUAUGAAUCGUCAUACAUGAGUAGUUGGCAUAUUUCUUACUGUGGUUGGAAACCUAUAGGUCCAUUUGAUACUUAAUUCGAUAACACAUGUUUGUUAGAACUUCUGAAGUUUGACCAGUGACUCACUGACUGAUACAGAGGCUUCUGUCCAGUAUGACCCAUUCACCCUUUUGGUCACAUUGGUUACAUUUACAUCUGUCAUAUAUGUGCCCUUUGUUGAUUAACAUGUCUUCCAAUUGCAGCACAUUUUACCAGGGGGCUAUUCAGCUUUUCCAGACGUGGUUGAUCCUACUGUUCUGAUCUAGAGUCAUUCAUGGUUGGAAGGAUGUAAUUUCUUAUUGUGCAUGUCCAAGAUUCAAGGUUAUGCAUUGUUUGGACCAUCUGUUGUGAGAAUGGCCUGGUUGCAAGACCGAUUCCAAAUGCAUAAGCUCCACUGGAACAGCAGAUCCCCUAUUCCAUCAGAGUUCUGGAUAGCAGUUACAGCUUACUUCACGGUUGGUUUAGUUGGUCUUUGGACAUUUUGGUACUUCUUUUCACUGUGGCGGCGCAAAAUCAGUUUAAGCUGGAUGAAAAUAAUUGCCAGAUCAAAGAGAAAGAAUUUUGAAAGAAACCACAAGGUUCCUACUUCUGAACAUGUUUGGAAUACAGAAUCUUUGAUUCGUGCAAAAGGGCUGAAGUGCUGUGUAUGCUUGGAAUCUAUUUCACCAGCUCAGCCCCUUGGGCAAAUGAUGACUUCGGAAAAUAUGGUUCACCGUUGUGAUGUUUGUGGUGUAGCUGCACACAUAAUAUGCUCUCCAAAUUCUCAGAAAGACUGCAAAUGUGUCUCAAUGUUUGGGUCCAAACAUGUGAUCCAUCAAUGGACUGUACUCUGGACAGAUGUAGCUGAUCAAUCCGAAGAAGGCCAGUAUUGUUGUUACUGUGAGGAGCUAUGCAGUGAAUCUUUUCUUGGAGGUCCUCCCAUAUAUUGCUGCAUGUGGUGCCAACGAUCGGUCCAUAUUGAUUGCCAGUCAGCCAUGGCUGCUGAAACAGGUGACAUUUGUGACCUCGGUCCAUACAAACGCCUUAUUCUUUCACCACUUUUUGUCCGUACCAUUAGCAAACCUGGUGGCAUCUUAAGUUCUAUAACUCAGGGAGCAAAUGAGUUUGCAUCCACUGUGCGGGUACAUCUUGGGAGUCGAGGUAAAAAGGUGAAGCAUCACAAGAGAUUGCCAUCUGACUCCGUACAAGGCGACAGUAACGAUGACUCAUCAAGUGACACCACACUGAACUCUAACCAGAGGGCUAAGGAAUCAAAAGCAACUGGGGGAAGUGUUCAAAGGAGUGCUGAGAAUGAGCAUUACAGCAGUGAGCAUUACAGCAGUGAGAGUGAUGGUAGGGAACUCAUAUCAGAGCCCAUAAGACUCAAUGAUGAGACUGGUGGAGUUAAACUUAAGUACGCAUUGUCUGACUUGCCUGCUGAUGCCAGGCCUCUUUUAGUUUUUAUCAACAAGAGAAGUGGGGCUCAGCGUGGAGAUUCGCUCAAGCACAAGCUACAUUUCCUUUUGAAUCCAGUGCAGGUUUUUGAAUUGAGUUCUUCACAAGGGCCAGAAACAGGAUUAAUUUUGUUCAGAAAGGUACCACAUUUCAGAAUACUUGUGUGUGGUGGCGAUGGUACUGUUGGUUGGGUUCUUGACGCGAUAGAUAAGCAAAAUUAUGAAUCACCUCCACCUGUUGCAAUUCUUCCAGCUGGCACUGGCAAUGAUCUUUCAAGAGUUUUAUCAUGGGGAGGUGGCCUAGGUGCUGUUGAGAAGCAAGGUGGUCUCCGCACAGUCUUACAUGACAUAGAGCAUGCAGCAGUCACUAUCCUGGAUAGAUGGAAGGUGACAUUUGAAGAUAAGAAAUCAAAUAAUGUACUUCUAGUGAAGUACAUGAACAACUAUCUUGGUAUUGGUUGUGACGCUAAGGUUGCACUUGACAUUCAUAAUCUCCGUGAAGAGAAUCCUGAAAAGUUUUACAGUCAGUUCUUAAAUAAGGUGCUAUAUGCGAGGGAAGGCGCCAAGAGCAUCAUCGAUAAGGCAUUUGUGGACUUACCAUGGCAAGUUCGAUUAGAAGUUGAUGGCACCGAGAUUGAUAUACCAGAGGACUCAGAAGGCGUGCUUGUCACAAACAUCCCAAGCUACAUGGGAGGUGUUGACCUGUGGCAAAAUGAGGAUGAGGAGCCUGAAAACUUUGAUCCGCAGUCAAUCCAUGACAAGAUGCUCGAAGUGGUUAGCAUUACCGGAACUUGGCAUCUGGGAACACUCCAGGUUGGACUUUCUCGGGCACGGAGGAUCGCGCAAGGCCAGUCGAUCAAGAUGCAGAUGUUUGCUCCCUUCCCUGUUCAAGUGGAUGGUGAACCCUGGGUCCAGCAGCCCUGCACGCUCAAGAUAUCCCAUCACGGACAGGCUUUCAUGUUGAGGGCGGCGAUCGAAGAGCCUCUUGGUCACGCUGCUGCGAUCAUCACGGACGUGCUUGAGCAUGCUGAAUCCAGCCACGUAAUCAAUGCUUCCCAGAAGAGAGCCCUCCUCCAAGAAAUGGCUCUAAGGCUGGCAUGAAUCGCAGCUCAUCCGGAUGUUGCAAAUGCAUUGCCUCCUGCGCAGUGCUCUGCCUUCGCUACAGAGUGGUUUCUCUCGCAGCACGAAGUACUAUCCGGAUCUACCCGGGGGAUACAAUACAAGUGAGUUUUGGUUAGGUUUUCCUUGUGGGAAAUAUACCAUGUAAUGCUGCGUGCAUGUGUGUUACGUGUGCUGUAUAGCAUGCAUCUGUUGCAUGCUCCACUUUGUGCAGUGGAAUCCCCCGUCUGGCCAUUUUGUGAUCCGUUGGCCAGUAUGGACUUUAAUUUUUGCCGCUCUAGCCGCUGUUUUCAGUUCGGCUGGUGUCUCGCUUGUAAAUAAAAUGGGAUUUCUGAAAUACUUGUAUGUAAUAAUGUUGCACGCACGUCAAAUUAUUUUCUUCUCAUGUUUGAAUA